Prorocentrum cordatum is the source of this 649-nucleotide messenger RNA. NCBI's taxonomy places the organism in Eukaryota, Dinophyceae, Prorocentrales, Prorocentraceae. The record is from the annotation of a GenBank genome assembly.
AGCGACUCGGGAUGUCCGUCCUGGGUACCAACACCACCUUCCUGGGGCCCGGCAAGGACCGCUCGGACAAGUCGCGGCCCAUCGUGUGGUACCAGAUGGGGCUCAACCUGGAGAGUUUCCGCAAGGGCUCGGAGCAGGCAGAGGCGCCCCAGGGAAGACAGCCGCGGCCCAGCCGGCAGCUGGUGGUGCAGCUGAGCGACACGACGUCGGUGAACGGCAGCCAGGAGGUCCGCGAGGCCCGGGGCUCUCGGCCGGGCUCCCGGCCCUCGACGCUGCGGCCGUCGGCGACCGGCAGGGGCGGCCGGCGGCAGGCCAACCUGCUCGACUUCGGCUUUAGCCGGUGACGCGUUUUUGGCGCCGGGGGGGCGCCCAGCACGCGGGUCCUCCCUCCUCGGCCUCCCUGUCCUCGCCCUCCGCCUCCCGGUCCUCCUCCUCCCCGCUCUCUUCGCCUUCCUCCACCUCCGCGUCCUCCUCGCCCUCCUCCUCGCCCUCCUCGCCCUCCUGCUCCCUUUCUCUCCUCCCCGUGCUCCUCGUCCUCAUCUUCGUCCUGCUCGUGCUCCUCCUCGUCCUUCUCCUGCUCCCCCUUCGCGCCCCCCUCCUCGGCCUCCUCCCUCCUUGUCCUGCCUCGCCAGAGGGCCUUUUGGAGGGG